GAGGAAAAGAGGAAAUUAAAAUUGAUGGGUAACCAACGCAUUGAUGUGAUCUGUUGACUACCAUUUCACCUCCGUGCAUGAGCUUCAUAAGCUCUUUGAGAAAGAACCUGACCUGCGUAUAAGAAAGCCAAAACUGGCAUUGGAACAAGUCCCAGAACCUGAAUCAAGAAAACCCCACAAGUUGCUCCGUCCUCACCAUCGAAGGCUGCGAAACACCUGACCCUCGAAUCUCCUGUUUGCGAGUUUUUCGGGUUUGUGAAAAAAAAAAAGACGAUGGAGAAUGCUCUCAGAAAAAUCCCAGAUUUCUUCAAAGUGUACAGGCCAGAAUAUAGCUCCCGAAGAAUGCGCAUUCCUAGAGAUUUCCUGGCGCAGCUAGACAGGCCACUGUCGGGAGAGAUCCUCCUCAGGCGUUGCACUGGGCGGCAUUGGCGUGUGAAGGUGAUUUUGGAGGCACAGGACGCCUAUUUUGAUGAUGGCUGGCAAGAAUUUGUGCGGGACAACUUAGUCGAGAUAAACGACUUUAUGGUGUUCUCCUACCGGAGUCACGGUGUCUUCAGUGUUGUUGUCUAUGGGCACUCUGCCUGCGAGAAGAAAGAGUGCCCCAUCCCUGAGGAGGUUGAAGAAGGAGGUGAAGCCCAGGAGCUUGACAGCGACGAUGAUGAGAACUAUGAGGGUGAGGAGGAGGACGAGGAGGAGGAGGAGGAGGAACAUGAAGCCAGGAGGAAACAGUCAAAGAAAGAAGGGAACACUGUAAAGAGGAAAGCUGCUGAUGAAGAUCCCAUUGACGUGGAGAGGUACAUCAACACCAAAAAUCCGUACUUCGUGACGAUGAUCAGGAAUCGCAGAAGUGCUCCCUUGUAUGUUCCAUGCACUGCACUAAACGAUUACGAACUCAAGUUACCUCUGGCUGUUGAGUUCCAAGAUCCCAACGGGAGGACUUGGAGAGGGAAGGUUAAGGUGUGGAAGGAUGGCCGCACCUGGAUCAGCGGCUGGAAGGCCUUAUGUCGCCAUCACAAUUUAAAGAAGAACGACCGGUGUAUAUGUGAGCUUCUGGAGAAAGACGGAGUCACCGGUCGCAUCAUUAAGGUUCACAUCCUAUGAGGCGACAGUAGCUGAAAAACCCAGCUUGUGGCGCCCCCAAUCUGAUCGGGACUUUGGCUAAUCGUAGUUAACUUUUGAUGUGGAAGCUUCAGUUACUUGAACAGUAUUUUAUUACUAUGCUGGACUUCAAUGUAGUUCUUCUGGCUGUCAUUAGUUCCAAAACAAUGUUAUACUGCUUUUCUAUUCGGUUCUUCAGUUCCUGCAAGUUGUAUCUUAAAUUGUAA
This is a messenger RNA of Rhodamnia argentea, 1325 nucleotides long. RefSeq names its product B3 domain-containing protein At4g34400-like. The transcript is spliced from 5 exons. The record is from RefSeq and is a predicted model, not a curated record. Bases 274 to 1101 code for a protein of 275 amino acids. NCBI's taxonomy places the organism in Eukaryota, Viridiplantae, Streptophyta, Magnoliopsida, Myrtales, Myrtaceae. Gene Ontology annotation, molecular function: DNA binding.